AUGUCAGCCAGCGUGGAAGACCGCUUUGCAAAGCUAUCGCUCAGCAGCGACGGCAAAAGGAGUGAAGACUCAACUCGCGUUAUACUGGCAACUGUUUAUCCGAAGCCGGGCAAGACAGAGAGAAUCAUUGAGCUCUAUCAACCAAUUAUUAAAGAUGGAGCAGACAAUGAACCUGGAUGCAUCCAGUUUCAGCUUUUCGUUGAUAUCAAUCCCGAAACAGGCAAUGAGGAGAUUUUUACUAUCGAAAAAUUCAAGAACUUGGAAUCGCUGAGGCUUCACCAACAAGGAGAAAGUCUAAAGGAGUUCAACAAGAUUACUGCAGCGGAAGACCUUCAUGCUAAGCCAGUUUUGGUGCACGUUGUUAAGCCUUUCUAUCAGUAUCAUCAGUAUCCGCAACCUCUCAUCGCAAUCAUGUCUUCCUCUGAUAAACUAACCGUGCAAGAGAGGAACAAGCAAGUGGUUGCCAAGUAUUCGGAAGAGUUUUGGGGCAAAUGUAAUCCGGACAUUGUCGACGAACUCUGUUCAGAUGACUUUGUGUCCAACUACCCUAUGCACGGUCGUCGCCAGGGAAAGACUGAGGCGAAGAAAAUGCUCCUUGAGUUCAAGGAAGCUUUCCCCAACGUCACAUUUCGGCCAUAUGGGCCAAUCCCUAUGAUUGCCGAUAGGGAUUAUGUUGUAACGCGUUGGAUCGGUGGCGGUAGGCACACGGGCGUUGCAUUCGACGAUUUGCCAGCUGGUCGACUCGACACUCCAAAUACUGGAAAGGUGAUUCACUUUUCUGGAACGACCAUCUUCACGUUAAAAGAUGGGAAAAUUACGGAGGAGCUUGGAGAAGAGGGCGCUUUGACUGCACUGCAACAACUGGGAAUAGUUGAACCGCCAAACCCCUCCAGUGGGGUGUAUAAAGCAAGUGCAACGGCUGCUAGCAAUGAUUCAUCUACGGAAAAAGGUAAUGGAUAA
This is a messenger RNA of Trichoderma aggressivum f. europaeum, 960 nucleotides long. RefSeq lists its product as uncharacterized. Lineage: Eukaryota; Fungi; Ascomycota; Sordariomycetes; Hypocreales; Hypocreaceae. Bases 1 to 960 code for a protein of 319 amino acids. Gene Ontology annotation, biological process: polyketide metabolic process. The record is from RefSeq and is a predicted model, not a curated record. The transcript has 5 exons.